GGGCUAGGUGUGAGGACAUCUUCGAGAUAUAAAUACCCAUCGAUUUUUAUUUUCAGGCACAGUCCACUCGACUAGCAAUUACCUAAGACAACUAAGUAAAAUGGCUUCACAAAAAAUGAUCGUUGCUCUCCUAGUAGCAAUCGCAGUCUCAGGCUGUUUGGGAGGCCCUUCAGUUCCCGCAGUCCCAGCAGCCAUAGCUGCUGUACCAGCAGCUUACUCUGUCCCAUACGCCUCAUCUUACACCGCCAGUGUUGUUAACCAUGGUAUCGCCGCUCCCGUUGUUGCUGCCCCCGUCGCCGCUCCUUUGGUCGCCGCCCCCGCUCCAGUCGUCGCCGCUCCUGCGAGAGUUGCAGCUCCUCUUGUAGCUCCUGCAGCUCUUCCAUACGCCGCCCUUCCAGCUGCUUACAGCGCUCUUCCUGCUGCUUACAGCGCAUAUCCUGCUGCUUACAGCGCUCUCCCAGCUGCAUACAGCGCUCUUCCAGCUGCAUACAGCGCUCUUCCAGCUGCAUACAGCGCUUUGCCCGCAGCUGCUCCUUUAGUAGUCAGGAAGUAAGCGGAUUAAAGGAAAUGUGACCAAAUACAACAAACCAACUGUUACGAAAAUAUCUCUUGCUACGGUGGCAUAUAGUUAAUGUAUUACGAAGAAACGUUGCUGCCUUAUCAGGGGUGAAUGACCUGUCGUGUAUAUAGUGUAUAUUUGUGAAGCUUUAGGUAAUUUUUAAAUAAAUAAUUUUGUAUUCAUUAAAA
Diabrotica virgifera virgifera (western corn rootworm) is the source of this 747-nucleotide messenger RNA. RefSeq names its product cuticle protein 16.5-like. NCBI's taxonomy places the organism in Eukaryota, Metazoa, Arthropoda, Insecta, Coleoptera, Chrysomelidae. The record is from RefSeq and is a predicted model, not a curated record. The transcript is spliced from 2 exons. Bases 101 to 553 code for a protein of 150 amino acids.